UUGCAAAGUUUCUUCUGAAAUUAAGCACCAAGCACAAGAAACAAGAGAUAAGCCUUCUAAAAUAAUACAGGAAAAUAUUAUUAAUACACCUGAAGCAAUUAGAUCAUAUCUUCCUUCAACAAACGCCUGUCGUAGAAAAAUUCAACGUGUAAGACAUGCAGGAUUACCACCUCAACCGCAAAAUAUUGCCAAAUUCGAUAAUGAAAUUGAUCUCUAUUCUCCUAGAAUCAUCACCGAUUUUGAAGUCGCUGCAAUAAAUGCAUCACGGUUUAUGUUUCCUGGAGUUAUAAAUAAGGCAUGUUUCUUUCAUUUGGGGCAGAACGGAUGGAAGAAGAUACAAAAAUGUGGAUUAGCAA
Dentiscutata erythropus is the source of this 356-nucleotide messenger RNA. The record is from the annotation of a GenBank genome assembly. NCBI's taxonomy places the organism in Eukaryota, Fungi, Glomeromycota, Glomeromycetes, Diversisporales, Gigasporaceae.